Anopheles cruzii is the source of this 6455-nucleotide messenger RNA. RefSeq names its product muscle calcium channel subunit alpha-1-like. The coding region runs from base 16 to 5754 and encodes 1912 amino acids. Lineage: Eukaryota; Metazoa; Arthropoda; Insecta; Diptera; Culicidae. Gene Ontology annotation, cellular component: membrane; voltage-gated calcium channel complex. The record is from RefSeq and is a predicted model, not a curated record. Gene Ontology annotation, molecular function: high voltage-gated calcium channel activity. The transcript has 26 exons. Gene Ontology annotation, biological process: calcium ion import across plasma membrane.
AAAUCCACAACUGCUAUGACUAAAGCAGCUGCCAGAAUGGAAAAUACAGAAAUUCCUAUAGGUGGUCCGCAGCAUAAUCAUGACGGGCCGCUAAAUGGCGCCACCGGCUCAGAACCUACAGGAGCAGCUAUCAAUGUCGGUGGUACUAGUAUACCGAUCGCGCCCAAGAAACCAACCAGAAGAGCAGGUGUGAAACCACAGCCUGAUCGACCGUUACGAGCGCUCUUCUGUCUUACACGGACAAAUCCUCUUCGAAAGCUUUGCAUCGCCAUUGUGGAAUGGAAACCCUUUGAGUAUUUGAUUUUACUUACAAUUUUUGCCAACUGUGUAGCCUUAGCUGUGUACACACCCUUUCCCAAUAGUGAUUCAAACACCACGAACGCGGCACUGGAAAAAGUUGAAUAUAUCUUUUUAGUAAUAUUUACAUCGGAAUGUGUAAUGAAGCUAAUCGCAUACGGGUUUAUAUUACAUCCUGGAUCCUAUUUGAGGAAUGGAUGGAAUAUUCUCGAUUUCACUAUCGUAGUUAUUGGUAUGAUUUCUACAGCGCUGUCUAAUCUUAUGAAGGAAGGAUUUGAUGUUAAAGCUCUCCGUGCUUUUCGAGUACUUCGUCCAUUGCGUUUGGUAUCUGGAGUACCUAGUUUGCAAGUUGUUCUCAACUCAAUUCUACGUGCCAUGGUGCCUUUACUACACAUAGCCCUACUGGUACUGUUUGUGAUAAUCAUUUACGCUAUCAUAGGUCUAGAACUGUUCUCCGGCAAAUUACAUAAGUCUUGCUUCCAUAAUGAAACGGGUGAAAUUAUGGACGAUCCACAUCCUUGCGGAGAGGAUGGCUUUCAUUGUGACACGAUAUCACCUGAAAUGGUAUGCAGAUACUAUUGGGAAGGUCCAAAUUUCGGCAUCACGAACUUUGAUAAUUUUGGGCUGUCAAUGUUAACCGUGUUCCAGUGUGUGACAUUGGAAGGAUGGACAGAUAUGCUGUAUUAUAUUGAAGACGCAAUGGGCAGUAGCUGGCAGUGGGUGUAUUUCAUUUCAAUGGUUAUUCUCGGUGCUUUUUUUGUUAUGAAUCUUAUUCUGGGUGUUUUGAGUGGUGAAUUUUCAAAGGAACGAACGAAAGCCAAAAAUCGAGGCGAUUUUCAAAAACUUCGUGAAAAGCAGCAAAUCGAAGAAGACCUUCGUGGUUACUUAGAUUGGAUUACACAAGCAGAAGACAUAGAUCCGGACAACGAAGCAAGUGGAAUUCAAGAGGGUAAAGUGAAAAACCCAAUUGAACUGGAUUCAGCCGACAAUCUUGGCGAAGACGGAGAGGUUCAGCAUUUGUCAUGGUGUGCUCGAAAACGAAAAUCUCUCGAUCGUGUCAAUCGCCGUUUGAGACGUGCUUGUCGCAAGGCUGUGAAAUCGCAGGCUUUUUAUUGGCUUAUUAUAAUAUUGGUUUUCCUUAAUACGGGUGUGUUAGCUACGGAACAUUAUCGUCAACCUCCUUGGUUGGAUGACUUCCAGGAAUACACGAAUAUGUUUUUCGUCGCCCUAUUUACAAUGGAAAUGUUACUGAAGAUGUAUAGUUUGGGAUUCCAAGGAUAUUUUGUAUCUCUAUUCAACCGUUUCGACUGUUUCGUUGUAAUCGGUAGUAUUGGAGAGAUGGUACUCACUAGCACACAAAUUAUGCCACCUCUCGGGGUUUCUGUAUUACGAUGUGUCCGUCUGUUACGUGUUUUCAAGGUUACUAAAUACUGGCAAUCUCUCUCUAAUUUGGUUGCAUCGCUGUUAAACUCCAUACAAUCGAUCGCGUCUCUGCUACUGCUGUUGUUUUUAUUCAUCGUAAUUUUUGCUUUGCUCGGAAUGCAAGUUUUCGGAGGAAAGUUCAACUUUAACAGUUCAGUCGAUAAGCCACGCUCAAAUUUUGAUAGCUUCGUGCAAAGUUUGCUCACAGUGUUUCAGAUUCUUACAGGUGAAGAUUGGAACAUGGUUAUGUACGACGGGAUCCAAGCAUACGGUGGAGUAGCAUCAAUGGGUAUCAUUGCUAGCAUUUACUUCAUUAUACUAUUUAUAUGUGGUAAUUACAUUUUAUUGAAUGUCUUUUUGGCUAUUGCCGUUGACAAUUUGGCCGAUGCGGAUUCCCUAACGACAGUUGAAAAAGAGGAAGGUGAUAACCCUGAGGGUGACGAGGAGAAAUUGUCACAUGCACCAACACCAACUGAACACGGAGAUGAUGGCUUUAUGGAACAUGAAAAGGACAAUUUGGACUCUGACAACGAUCCAACAAACAUGUCUGAUGAAUAUGAUUGUCAUGAGUCAGAAUCUAAGAUUCCUGUCCCCGAGGAUGACGAAGGUUACGAAGAGCAGGAUACUCAAGGUGAGACAUUCGAUGAAACAGCAACCGUGUCUGCUCGUCCUCGUCGGCUAUCGGAAUUAAGCGUGAAGAAAUCCAAAAAGCCCAUACCUCGAGCAAAUGCAUUGCUCGUAUUCUCCCCAACGAACAGGUUUCGCAUCUUCUGCCACUGGCUCUGUAAUCAUGGUACGUUCGGCAACAUAAUUCUAGUCUGCAUUAUGUUCUCAUCGGCAAUGUUGGCGGCGGAAGACCCUUUGAAUGCCAAUAGUGAACGCAACCAGAUCCUCAACUACUUCGAUUAUUUCUUCACGUCCGUAUUUACGAUAGAAUUGCUACUGAAACUAAUUUCGUAUGGGUUUCUAUUUCAUGAUGGAGCAUUCUGUCGGUCUGCGUUUAACUUACUUGACCUGUUAGUCGUCUGUGUGUCACUGAUAUCGAUGUUUUUCAGUUCUGGUGCCAUCUCUGUGAUAAAAAUUCUUCGAGUGCUUCGUGUGCUUCGACCACUCCGUGCUAUUAAUCGUGCUAAAGGAUUGAAGCAUGUAGUGCAAUGUGUUAUAGUAGCAGUAAAGACUAUCGGUAAUAUCGUGUUGGUUACUUGUUUGCUACAGUUUAUGUUCGCCGUAAUCGGGGUGCAGUUGUAUAAGUACGUAGUGAAAUGUGUGAUAGUUGCUAUCAAAACGAUCGGCAAUAUUAUGCUAGUGACGUACCUCUUGCAGUUUAUGUUUGCUGUGAUUGGAGUACAGUUAUUUAAGGGUAAAUUCUUCUCAUGUUCGGAUGGUUCGAAAAUGCAGGAAUCAGAAUGUCACGGUACAUAUUUAGUAUACGAAGAUGGCAAUGUGGACAAACCAGUUUCAAAAGAACGAUAUUGGUCACGAAAUCGGUUCCAUUUUGAUGAUGUAUCGAAGGCAAUGUUAACUCUUUUCACUGUGUCAACGUUUGAGGGCUGGCCUGGAUUACUAUAUGUAUCUAUCGAUUCUCACGAAGAAGAUUCGGGACCGAUACAUAAUUUUCGCCCAAUUGUGGCUGCAUAUUAUAUAAUUUACAUAAUCAUCAUCGCCUUCUUCAUGGUCAACAUCUUUGUUGGUUUUGUCAUCGUUACAUUCCAAAACGAAGGUGAACAGGAAUACAAGAAUUGCGACCUGGACAAGAACCAGCGAAAUUGUAUAGAGUUUGCACUAAAGGCCAAACCAAUAAGACGGUACAUACCAAAGCAUCGGAUACAGUAUAAAGUCUGGUGGUUUGUAACAUCCCAACCAUUCGAAUACAUGAUAUUUAUACUGAUUAUGAUAAACACAAUUACACUUUCGAUGAAGUUUUACCGACAGCCGGAGAUUUAUACGGAGGUUCUGGAUUUAUUGAACCUUAUCUUCACGGCAGUCUUCGCCUUGGAGUUUGUCUUUAAACUAGCAGCAUUUAGAUUUAAGAAUUAUUUCGGAGAUGCGUGGAAUGUAUUUGAUUUUAUAAUUGUACUAGGCAGUUUUAUUGAUAUUGUAUACUCGGAAGUUAACGUCAGUAAAGGAAUGAAGGGAGGAUCAAGCAUAAUAUCAAUCAAUUUUUUCCGACUGUUCCGAGUGAUGAGAUUGGUUAAGCUGUUAGCAAGAGGAGAAGGAAUUCGUACACUUUUAUGGACAUUUAUAAAAUCCUUCCAAGCACUACCAUACGUAGCAUUAUUGAUCGUCAUGCUCUUUUUCAUUUAUGCUGUGAUCGGAAUGCAGGUUUUUGGAAAAAUAGCCAUGGAUGACGACACGUCGAUUCAUCGAAACAAUAAUUUUCAAACGUUUCCUCAAGCAGUUUUGGUAUUAUUCCGGUCGGCUACAGGAGAGGCUUGGCAAGACAUAAUGCUGGAUUGCUCUGCGCGGCCUGGAGAAGUGAAUUGCGACCCUAAAUCAGACGAUGCGGGAUCUCCCGACGGCUGCGGCUCCAGCAUCGCCUUUCCGUACUUCAUUUCAUUUUACGUGCUCUGUUCCUUCCUUAUUAUCAAUUUAUUUGUUGCUGUCAUUAUGGAUAAUUUUGACUACUUAACACGCGAUUGGUCCAUCCUCGGUCCACACCAUCUAGACGAAUUCGUACGCCUAUGGAGCGAGUACGAUCCAGACGCCAAAGGUCGAAUCAAGCAUCUAGAUGUCGUAACCUUGUUACGGAAGAUAUCUCCACCGCUCGGAUUCGGCAAGUUAUGUCCACACAGGGUGGCUUGCAAGCGUUUGGUAUCGAUGAACAUGCCGCUAAAUAGCGACGGCACGGUUCUGUUUAAUGCGACGUUAUUUGCGGUGGUACGCACAUCGCUAAAGAUCAAAACCGAAGGCAAUAUCGAUGAUGCCAAUACAGAAUUGCGCAAUACGAUCAAGCAAAUAUGGAAGCGCACAAAUCCGAAGCUUUUAGAUCAAGUGGUGCCGCCACCGGGAGUCGAUGAUGAAGUAACAGUCGGCAAAUUUUAUGCUACGUUUCUGAUACAAGAUUACUUCAGAAGGUUUAAAAAACGAAAGGAAAAUGACAAUAAGCUAAGCAGCGAUCAGAACAAACGACGCACAGUAACAUUACAAGCAGGCUUACGUACAUUACACGAGGCAGGUCCAGAGCUGAAACGGGCCAUAUCUGGAAAUCUUGAGGAUAUUGGUGAUGAUAAUCCGGAACCGUCCCAUCGGCGUAAUCAUACCCUGUUUGGAAACGUGUGGUGUUCAAUUCGUCGACCUGGAACAUUUGGGUUAAAGCAAAAGGAAAAGUGGUCUGGAAAUCACAAAAUGACGGCCACCACUAUUGCUGCUUCAGCCGCCAUGCACACGGUACUAUCUGGAACAAAUGAAGGUAACAGACAAGAAGUUCCCGGGUCAAAACCGAACUGUGUUGACAGUGGUCCAGGAUACAGUCACAUAGCUGAAAGCAUUUUACAUGCUGUGCACGAUAAUCCAUUGCGGGACACCUUCGGUAAUGGUGUACGAGGUAGGGCAGAGAAUAACGAUGCUACCACAAGCGAUAUUCCUCUAAGACCACUAUUAUUAUACGACGCCACUAGCAAACGGGGACCUACAAAUACUAUUAGUGCCAAUGUUGGUUCACAACACAUUUCCUUGGCAAUUGAUCGCAACAACAAAUUAGACAACUUGGAGAAAGUUCGUCUGAUUCACUCAACACCUAGCAGCCCUCAUGAAACUCACAAACCAUCUUCUGAUGUUAUUGGAUCUGCGGAAAGCCUGGUCGGAAGGGUACUCGCACAACAAGGAUUAGGUAAAUACUGCGACCUGGAUCUGGUUCAUUGUGCUCAAAUGGAAAUGCAAGAAGCACUCGACAUGACACAGGAGGAAAUGGAUCUUGCUGCACAUGAGUUAAUGCUAGAAGAACGUUUUAAUAGAAAAAAUUGUGCCAGUGCAAAAAAUAAUUCACGACGUAAGAUUAACUCUAAUAGUAACAAAUCUGCGCAACCGCUGUUAUAGCACUCGUUGAGCCUAUCUCGAGAUAUUUUCGGAAUUUGCGAUGAUAAUUUGAAAAAGUCAGUUUUUUUUAUUUUACAAGUUUUUUUUUCAUCUUCUUUUCAACGCCACCAUGCUUGUCAUCAGUUGUAUGUAACAGUAACAAAAGCACAGUAAAAAAAAGGAAAUCUUAUGUGCCCAUACAACAUAAAAUUUUACAUAAACAUAUAUAAAUUCAUUAAAAACGGAUCCCCCGUUGAUAGAGCAGUCGGUGACGCUCGUCGUUAUCACACAGCUGACUAUUGGUUCGAUUCCCAAGACCGGCGUGACGGUGGGAGAGGAGGACGGUAGGCACGGUGGCAACAACUCCACCCAUAAAAACACACCGUUACAGCAAGCAACAGUGAAUAACAAUGUCUGUGUGCAGGCCAACGAAACAUGAAAGCCGGAUAAGAAGAAGACACGAAACAUGAAAGGACAGCUAGACAAAAACAACUCACAUGCUAGAUUGUCCGACAAUUCCCUAGUUGUGUAGCUAACGUAAUUUACAUUUGCAUGAUCUUACAUCAACCCGUAAGUUAGCCUUUGAAAAACUUGAGAAUGGGUUUUUCUAUUUGAGCAGUCUGUUUUUUUUGUUAUAUUCGUCGUCAUCCAUCUUUUGUCAAAAAAUGAGAAAUUUUUAAUGUGAAAUUUGAAUCUCUCUUGGUAAUAUAGAGCUGAUGCCA